Molecule: messenger RNA, 2618 nt
Organism: Cottoperca gobio
Lineage: Eukaryota; Metazoa; Chordata; Actinopteri; Perciformes; Bovichtidae
Gene: rundc3ab
Product: RUN domain containing 3Ab
Exons: 11
Coding region: 234-1529 (431 amino acids)
Source: RefSeq, a predicted model, not a curated record
CAGAUGUGAUCCAGUCUUCUGUGUAUAAGAGUAAUAAUAAACAACACACUGCAUGUUCCGGUGUAUCUGAUGUCUCAGGCUGUGUAUCCUCCGCCCUAAGACGAAGCACAGCUGCCGGCUGUCAGCGGCUCUGCUGCGGGCAGGCAGCAGCAUCCUCUCCGGCCAGGAGUGAAUGAGUAGGGUCGGUGGCCGACAGGGAGGGGUCCUUUGAUUUCAGGGCUUCCUCCUCCUGGAUGGAGCCCGGCUGUUUGCAGGCAGCGAUGGCCAUGGGAGAUGUCUCGAAAAAAGCGUCGUUUAGGAACGUGGCGGUGGAGCGAAAAAACCUCAUCACCGUCUGCAGGUUUUCUGUAAAGACGCUGUUGGAAAAAUACACAGCGGAGCCCAUAGAUGAUUCCUCUGAGGAGUUCAUCAACUUCGCAGCCAUCCUCGAACACAUUCUCAGCCACCGUUUCAAAGGCUCCGGCAACUGGUUUGAUGGCCAGAGGAGUUACUGGGACUAUGUCCGUCUGUCCUGCGCUAAAGUCCCCAACAGCUGCAUCAGCAGCAUCGAGAGCAUGGAGAACAUCAGCACCUCGCGAGCCAAGGGGCGAGCCUGGAUAAGAGUCGCACUGAUGGAGAAGAAGCUGUCUGAAUACAUCGCUACUGCUCUGAGGGACAGCAGAACGACCAGGAGGUUCUAUGCAGAAGGAGCCAUCGUGUUAAGAGAGGAAGCCACGGUCCUGACAGGGAUGCUCAUAGGUCUCGGAGCCAUAGAUUUUAGUUUCUGUCUGAAAGGGGAAGCCUUGGAUGGGAAAUCUUCCGCCGUGAUUGACUACACACCGUACUUGAAAUUCACACAAAGCUAUGAUUACCUGAGUGAUGAUGACGAUCAACAAAGUGUUGACAGUAGCACAAGCGACGACAGCGGCCCCGACCACCCCUACAUCCCCCUGGUCACUGACGAGGAAAGCUGGAGCACAAAGUGUCGCAAGAUGGAGCAGAGGUUCAAGAUCGUCAAUGCUCAAAAGGGUUACCUGGAGGAGCUUGUGCGCCUGCGUGAGUCCCAGCUGAAGAACACAGAAACAGAGAACAAGAGGCUAAAGGCCAGACUGGAGGAGCUACAGAGCCACAGCACACAGGAGAAGAAGGAGCUGGAGGCCAUCGUCCUGGAGCUUCAGGAGCAGCUGACAAGCUUGAUUCCAUGUGACUCCAACCAUCUGGCCAAAAACCUUUCAAUCCCUUUGGUCAACCAGUGGCCGACGCUCCAGCCGUACAACAACCAAGACGACGUCAAGCUGUUCCGCAGGAGGAGUUUCCCCAGCACAGAGCUGCUGUCAGUGGAAAUCAGCCUUGAUUCAGACUCCCAGAGGACUGAGGGGAGACAUAAUGGAGGAGCCUGGUGCACAGAAAAGGACUACACCCCCUCCAUGAUGGGCUUGUGUGGGUCCUUGGCCUCCCUCCCGAGCUGCAAAUCUCUGGCUAGCCUCAAGUCCAGCGAGUGCCUGGUCCACAUCAGCACAGAGAACAGUCCUGCCCUCUCUCCCAGCUAGGGGGCGCCAAAGAAACACUGCCAACCUUUAAACUGACACUGAGACAAUUCAACAUGAAUACACAAUAGACUACUUCUGGGAGCUGGACAAAUGCUCUCUUUUGUUGCCCUAACGUGAGUCCCUUCAUGCUCUGAGUCUCAAGUUACACCUUUUAAGCGUUUGUGAAAGAGUAGCCUCCCUGUCUCCCUGUGACUGUCCAGCAAAGAUGCAGGAGAAGCUGCUGUACUGCCCGACGGCCUCCUGCAGUUUCACUGUCUUUAAUUGUCUUGUCAUGAUUUAGCCUCCUGGAAUGCAAACAACCGGUUCAAGUUUGACCUCUCUUACGUCAUGAUGCUUGGUUUUGUGUAAUUACAGUCACGUCUGUACUGGUAACAUUCAGCAAAACUCGCUGUAGGUUUGUCCUGUAUGUAUGUACUUGUCCAUUUGUCUGUGUCUUCUCAGUCUGUCAGUGUAUCUUAUUCUGCCUCUUGCAUAAUACUGGCAGUGCAGGGUGGAUGAGCUGUUAUAACCUUAAAGGGAACAGAAACAAUGUGUUGCCAUAUUAUAUUACACUAUUACAAGAGAGAUAAAAAAAAUAGGCUUGUACUGUUCAAAGUUAAAGUGGCCAGAGGGUUUUCUGAUGGGUUUAGGAUGAAAGACAGUUUAGGCCUUAUUCAAUCAUACUGUACGUUAGACACAGAUUUUAGGAUGGGACACUAAAGACAUGACAGGCUGCAAAGGUUUGCAGAGCCACUACAAUGUGAGCAUAAAAAAACAGACAUAAUAUCUAUUGCAUAUAAAUGCAAAGUGCAUUGUGACUAUGCAGAAUGAAUGUUUUCUUUGUCUUUUUCUACAAACCUGGCUUGAUAGAGUAGUUUGAGCAGGAGAUAAAUAGUGAAUGUGCAAUGUGCGCGUGUGUGUGCCAUUUGGUUUUUUGGCUUUUCUUUUUUCUUUUUAUAUUUUAAUUAAUUUCAUGACUUACUUGUCUUAUUUACCAUCUUGUAAAUUGCAAUCUCAUGCAGUGUUGUUGAGAGUUGGGAUACAUUGUUUUAUGUAAAACUGCAAUAAAACUGCCUUCUUUUGAAACAUUAAAUGCUGGUAUGCAACGGA